UCCCCCUCCCUCCCCCCCCUGAUGUCUGCAGAGUCCGAUCCCGCCGUUUGCACAGGACCUGGCGUCUGCCCGCAGGGGCACUGCCCCAGGACCAAGGGUCAGCCAGGCCACCGACUGAAGCCCUCUCCCCAUCACAAGGAGAACAAAACCAUUGUGAUGCCGAGCGGGUCCAUCCCUGUACACAUGUUGCUGCUUGUGUUGGGGACAUCCCCAGUGUCGGGCCAGUGGACUUGCCCAGAGUCACUGCGGGUGCUUGUUUUAAUCAGGAGCCAGUUUCCUGGCUCAGAGACCCCUAGUUCAGUGUGGGACCCCUGGUUCAGUGUGGGACCCCUGGUUCAGUGUGGGACCCCUGGUUCAGUGUGGGACCCCUGGUUCAGUGUGGGACCCCUGGUUCAGUGUGGGACCCCUAGUUCAGUGUGGGACCCCUGGUCUCUGGUACUGUGGGACCCCUGGUUCAGUGUGGGACCCCUGGUUCAGUGCGCGGGACCCCUGGUCUCUGGUACUGUGGGACCCCUGGUUCAGUGUGGGACCCCCAGUUCAGUGGGGGACCCCUGGUCUCUGGUGCUGCGGGCCAGCACUGCUUGCUGUCGGAGACCAGUCGUGGCUUUGUCUUUUAUGAAGCUGUGGACCGGGAGGAAUAAGUGGGCCACUCGGCCCCUCCAGCCUGUCCUCUCCAUUCAAGGAGAUCAUCAGCCCAGAUUCCCGGCGACACCGUGACCUCUUGCCCGCCGGAGUGCGUCUGGUCAGGGUGAGGAAAGGACAGGGCCCUCAGCGGGAAACAUAGCAGGUCAGGCAGCGUCCAUGGGGAGAGAGGCUGCCCAUGUCUUGGGUCCACAACCUGGGCAACACUGAACCUGACAGGUGACGCAUGCACUCGCCCCCCCCCCCCCCCCCCACUGAACUUUCAGCCACAUGGCCGUUUUGUUGACCUUCUAUGUACUUGCUUUUGUGUGAAGUAAAAAUCUGUUUGAUAAA
Messenger RNA from Amblyraja radiata (thorny skate), 975 nucleotides. RefSeq lists its product as uncharacterized. The record is from RefSeq and is a predicted model, not a curated record. The coding region runs from base 22 to 717 and encodes 231 amino acids. The transcript is spliced from 2 exons. Lineage: Eukaryota; Metazoa; Chordata; Chondrichthyes; Rajiformes; Rajidae.